AUGGACGCUAUAAAUAAGAUCUAUACGUCCGUUUCGCAAACGGUAUCCACCCUGUCAUCAGUAUUCCUGGGGAACCCGCUCACGAAGGAGUACGAUAUCGCAGAACAUAUUGGUUCUGCGGGCACGGAAUUCGUAUGGAAAAUCUACACAGGAUGCAAAAGGUCGACGAAAGAAACGGCAUCGAUAUUCGUGUUCGACAAGAAACAGCUAGAGCUUUUUACCAAAGAUGAGCGGGAAGAAAUCUGCGAAAACAUUCGCCGAGGUGUGGUACAGCUGACGAAGAUUCGUCACCCGCAGGUGCUAACGGUGCAGCACGCCAUGGAGGAAAGCCGAGACACGAUCGCAUUUGCCACCGAACCCGUGGUGGCAAGUUUGGCCAAUCUGCUCGGCAACACAACGAAUGUUUCCAACAUGGGUCUGUUGUCCGAGUACAAACUGUCGGAGUUUGAUUCAAAGUUCGGUGUGUUUGAACUGCUGAAGGGCAUACGAUUUUUGCACGACGAAGCCCAACUAGUGCACCGAAAUAUAUGCACGGAAAACAUUAUCGUGAAUAAGCAGGGCGUGUGGAAGCUGUUUGGGUUUGGUUUUUGCUGGAGCAAACGAGAUCCUGUCGCUCCCGUCGCAAACCAUCACUUUAAAAGCCGACUGCUGGGUAGCCCGAACUCCAAGUGGACAGCUCCCGAACUGAUUCUCGAGAACACCUGCAACGAGUCUACUGAUAUUUAUUCGUUAGGUAUUUUAAUUUAUACCGUUUAUUCUCGCGACAACAUUCCUUCUCCCGACGCGUCUUCGAAUCUGUACGGCUACAAGCAGUCUGUAACGAAGCUGAGCAAUCAAGGACCUUCGAAAAUAACAUCAAUUCCCGAGUCCCUGCAGGGAGAAGUUAAAAGAAUGCUUAGCGUGAAUCCACAAACUCGCCCGACACUGCAGGCAUUACUACAGAUUUCAUAUUUCUGUGACAGCUACGUGCAAUGUUUAGAUAAUUUAGAAACGCUGUUUCCUAAGGAUAAUUUAGAGAAAUCAGAAUUUUAUAAGCGGCUCUCCCAGAUAAUUGGAGAGUUCCCGCAUCGAGUGCGCUUGCACCGGAUCCUACCGUCGCUGGUGAAAGAGUUCGUCAACUGUUCAAUGAUCCCGUUCGUCCUGACGAACAUUCUCACCAUAACGGCCAGCUGUUCAAGGGCCGAGUACAUGCAGCACAUUAGUUCGCAUCUGCGACCGGUAAUGCUGUUGGAUGAACCAGUGCAGAUUAUGCUGAUAUUCUUCCAAAAUCUUGAAGUCCUUCUGAAGGUGUGUCCGUCGGAAGAAAUCAGGGCAAGCGUGCUGCCGCUCGUCUACAAAGCGCUCGAAUCGAAAUCACAACAGAUCCAAGAACUCUGUCUCUCGGUCAUCCCGUCGGUGGUUGUGCAUUUGGAUAAGAGUACGAUUAAAGGAGGUCUGGUUCCACGCAUUAAGACGUUGUGCUCGGGAACGAAUUUGGUGUCGGUGCGAGUUAAAUGUUUGCUCUGCCUCGGCCAGCUGGCGACGAAGAUCGAUAAAUGGGUUAUGAUAGAUGAUAUCGUUUCGUACCUUCCGUCCGUGAACUGUCGUGAACCGGCAGUAAUUAUGGCCAUUGUUGGUGUUUACAAAAUAUCGUUCACAACGGAAGGACUGGGCAUUCCAAAGGAUGUGCUUGCGUGCAAAGUUCUGCCUCACCUCUUUCCUAUGACAAUUGCUAACGGGCUUUCGUUGCAGCAAUUCAACGCCAUCAUUAUGUUGAUAAAAGAAUUCACCCGCAAAAUCGAGGACGAGCAGGGUGACAAACUGGGCAGCAAAACGACAGUAUCAUCCAGUGCCAGCAGUAACAGCCUGCAGGACAAACAAUCUACCCCACAGCAAUCCGAACUGCAGCAGUCGUUCAGUGCGAUGGGAUUGGGAACAGCGGAUCCGUAUGGGGAUUUCAUGCAAUCGACAACGAAUAGCCAGCCACAACAACGGCAGCCACCAAUAGCUGCUCCUGCACAACCGCAGAUCCCCCAACUCAAACCACUCCAGCCGCAAACCACCCUGAAUUGGAAUGUACCUCCGGUGGCCACAACUGCAAAAGAAAAUAGCAACAAGUAUAACCUAUUCACACAGCAGCAAAAUUCCGCCGUAAAACCAUCCUCCAUGGUGCAGCAGCCAUUGACAUUACCACCGCCAGCCAUAGCCGUACCGAUGAUUACCGCCCCGAUGGGCUCCAGCAUGUGGAUGAAUAGCAACGGUACGACGACGGGUUCGAUGGUGAAACAAGCCACACUUAUAUCACCGACCAGCAAUCCGUACGGGCAACUGCAGCCACUUAUUCCUACGCCAUCGCAAGCGAAACAAGUACCUACGAGUUCGAGCCCGAUGCUCUCUAAAGAGGACAUUAUGGAGUUUCUACAAAAAUAAGACCUAUCCUGCACGAUACGCUUGUUUUAGCACCACGCUUAUUAACUGUGUUGUACGGUCGCUAGCGAAUUUAACGCUUUGCGGCCAUCUGUUGACGGU
Molecule: messenger RNA, 2508 nt
Organism: Anopheles nili
Lineage: Eukaryota; Metazoa; Arthropoda; Insecta; Diptera; Culicidae
Product: SCY1-like protein 2
Exons: 6
Coding region: 1-2409 (802 amino acids)
Biological process (GO): protein phosphorylation
Molecular function (GO): protein kinase activity; ATP binding
Source: RefSeq, a predicted model, not a curated record